Messenger RNA from Sinocyclocheilus anshuiensis, 1606 nucleotides. RefSeq names its product ubiquitin-conjugating enzyme E2 A-like. The transcript is spliced from 7 exons. Lineage: Eukaryota; Metazoa; Chordata; Actinopteri; Cypriniformes; Cyprinidae. The record is from RefSeq and is a predicted model, not a curated record. The coding region runs from base 133 to 624 and encodes 163 amino acids.
GUGUCUCGUGAAAAGACGUCUUUUACUCAGAAAUAAAUAUUAAUCAUCAGUGUUGUGACAUACACAGUUAUUUUAGGAUUUAUUAUUAGAGCUCUAAAAAUAAUCGCUGACGAUUUUUUAGUGUAGUUAAAGAUGUCUACUCCAGCUAGAAGGCGACUCAUGCGAGAUUUUAAGCGGCUCCAGGAGGAUCCUCCAGCCGGCGUCAGUGGAGCUCCAUCGGAGAACAACAUCAUGGUGUGGAAUGCAGUUAUAUUCGGUCCAGAGGGAACACCUUUUGAAGAUGGUAAGAAUAUCCAAACAAGCCCCCAACUGUGCGGUACCUUUAAACUCACAGUUGAGUUCACAGAGGAAUAUCCAAACAAGCCCCCAACUGUGCGGUUUGUCUCAAAAAUGUUUCAUCCAAAUGUGUAUGCUGAUGGCAGCAUCUGCCUAGAUAUUCUUCAGAAUCGGUGGAGUCCAACUUAUGAUGUUUCUUCUAUUCUGACAUCAAUUCAGUCCCUUCUAGAUGAGCCAAAUCCCAACAGCCCUGCAAACAGCCAGGCAGCACAACUGUAUCAAGAAAACAAACGAGAAUAUGAGAAACGGGUUUCAGCGAUUGUAGAGCAGAGCUGGAGGGACAGUUGACCACAUUUACAAACCAUGUUCUCACUGAAGCAUUGUUUUCCUUUUGUUUGGCUCUGUUGUUUGGGGUUAGUUUUUCAAAUCUCCAUUUUUAAGUUUUUAUGCACUUUACUCAUGCAAGAUUGUGAUUUCUGUUUUAUUUCUCUCCCACAUUUUUGCCUGGAUUGAUUUUCAACCUUCAUUAAGAUCACUGAAAGGGGAAAUGCCCCUGGUGUAUAAUGCUUGACUAAUUUUGCAUAUGGCAUGAACAUGCAGUAAUUGUCCUUUUUUGCCAAAUGCAUAAGCAUCUCUAAAAAAAAAAAAAUCAAGGCAGUCUAAUCUGGACACAUGACUCACUAAGACUUUAAUCUAAGUCAUAGUAGUGUUGAUAAUUUUCUUGGUGCUCUUCAAUUUUAGUAUGAUUUCGCUCAAAGAGCAGUUAAAAGUGUCCUUUUAAUUUCGGUUUUGCUUCCAUUUUUCUGGGUUAGCAUUCGUUUUGUUGGUUUAGACCGCUCUUCUUGGCUCUGCCAGAGGAGGGUUGGUAUGCUACCACAUGAGUGGAGAGCAUCUCUAGUACACACUGAAAACACAUAUAAGAUGUUGGUAGAUGGGCGUGAGGAUUUAUAUAAAGUAUCAAAUUAUUGUUGACAGAAAAUGGCAAUAUGGCGUGGAGUAUAAAAUAUAUAUUUACUGGUCGAAAAACUGAGGUUUGCUGGAAUUACUAGGUUCAAAAAUAUCCUCCAAAAUCCAGAGAUGCAUAUUAACUGCAGUUACUUAAUCUUUUCAUGGCUUGCAUCACAAGUCCAAUCAAACAAGUGAAAUAAUGUCUUCAGGUCUUUUUCCAAGCCCUUUGCAGAUGUAUGCCCUGUUACAUGCAUGAAUGCCUGAGUGUGUCCUUGCCUCUAUUAAUCUCUUGUAUAUACAAAAACACAUCUGAAUUUUGUGUACAGAUUUUGCACUCUCAUUUUCCAGCACUUGUAAAUACUUAAAUAAAAGGUGAAAAUAC